CUUUGCUGAGCAGCACUUCCCAGGACUUACCCAGCUCCAGGACCAUGCACCAACCUCUCUGUACCAGGAUGCUCCUCACCCUCCUCACUCUUGUCCAGGGAGCCUCUACAUAUGUGGUUAUGGCAAACUCCAACUCUAUCAAGAAUGCUCCUGCACCACCAGCUGGCCAACCUAUGGGCUUCUACCCAGUCAGUGUCAGCCCGGACUCCUACUAUGACAUUGCCAACAAGUACCAGUCAUUUGAUGCUUACCCGCUCUACAGUUGUGCAGAAGAUGAUGAUUGUGCCCUAGAUGAAUUCUGCCAUAGCUCUAAAAAUGGCAACAACAUGGUCUGCCUGGCAUGCAGGAAACGCAGAAAAAGAUGCCUCCGGGAUGCCAUGUGCUGCAUGGGCAACUACUGUAGUAAUGGUAUCUGUGUGCCAGUCGAGCAAGAAAAUGAACGUUUUCCACAACAAGGAUAUGUAGAGGAUACUAUGAUGGAGACCUAUAAUACUGACCAGGCCACUGCAGAUACCAACACUAAAUUUACUACAUCUCCUUCUGGAAUGCAGCCAUUUAAAGGUCGGGAUGGGGAUGUGUGUCUCAGAUCAUCAGACUGUGGACCAGGACUUUGUUGUGCACGUCACUUCUGGUCAAAGAUCUGCAAACCAGUCCUUGAGGAAGGUCAAGUGUGCACCAAGCACAGGAGAAAAGGCUCCCAUGGGCUGGAGAUAUUCCAGCGUUGUCAUUGUGGAUCAGGACUAUCCUGCAAGUUACAGAAAGGAGAAUUCACAACAGUCCCUAAAACCUCCAGACUUCACACUUGUCAGAGGCAUUGAAAGCUCCCCAUGGACUUCUUAUUAUCAAGUUAAGCUAGGACUUUGCUUGACAGAUGACUUGUUCUUUGGAUGUACCUGUAACCUUAUCACAGUUUACACUAAGUACUCUGGAGGUCGUCUAUGAUAAAAGGUCACCUAAAUAGUUUCUUUUUAUGGAACUGCACUUUAUUCUCGGUGUUUACAGUAAAUUACUGUGUUGUAAAUACAAUGCAACUCUGUCGGUUGUAUAUAUUUAUGAUUGUGGAAAGUUACUAAACUUCUGCUAUUAUGCUUCUGUCUUGUACAUUUGUACACAGUCUCCCUAUCCCCUUUUAUAUUGUAUACAGAAUUUAUGUUUUAGGAUGU
Messenger RNA from Hyla sarda, 1163 nucleotides. RefSeq names its product dickkopf WNT signaling pathway inhibitor 1 (gene DKK1). Gene Ontology annotation, biological process: multicellular organism development; negative regulation of canonical Wnt signaling pathway. NCBI's taxonomy places the organism in Eukaryota, Metazoa, Chordata, Amphibia, Anura, Hylidae. The transcript has 4 exons. The record is from RefSeq and is a predicted model, not a curated record. The coding region runs from base 45 to 818 and encodes 257 amino acids. Gene Ontology annotation, molecular function: receptor antagonist activity; co-receptor binding. Gene Ontology annotation, cellular component: extracellular region.